AUGGACACAGACUGCAAUGAUUCAAACCUAAUCCCCACCACUUCUUCUCCUCCUAUCACCACCGCUAGCGGCGGCACAGCCAGUGGGAGUCCGCCGCGUAACAACAACAGAAAGUCUAAAGGCAAAGGAGGACCCGAUAAUAGCAAGUUUAAAUACAGAGGUGUUAGGCAACGUAGCUGGGGGAAAUGGGUCGCCGAGAUCCGUGAGCCACGUAAACGCACCCGCCGAUGGCUUGGUACAUUUGCAACCGCCGAAGAUGCGGCGCGGGCGUACGACCGUGCUGCCGUUAUCCUCUACGGUUCCAGAGCUCAACUCAACCUCCAGCAACCGUCUGUAGACGGCAAUAGCACGGCCACAGCCGCAGCCGCAGCCACCACAUCUGCUUCUUCACCCCCCCGUGGCGCCGGCCGUGGCAGUGGCAGUUCUUCUUCAUCUUCUACGACUCAGACCCUCCGACCGAUACUCCCACGUCCUGCGUCUUUCAAUCUCACUUUUUCACCAUCUCAGACGACGCCGUCGGGGGUGCCCAUUUUGGCUAAUUAUGUACCUUACCCGUUUUACCCUACCGUACACCAUAGUACAAAUUCUGGUGGUAAUAUAGUACAAUAUGCAAUGCAACUUGUACAACCAUAUCAGUACUUACCUUACUCCAAUUUGAAUAAAAUCAAUGUCGCAGAGGACCCCACUUUAAGAAUGACAACACCAUCAACUACAACCUCGUAUGAUCCGAACGCAAACCCUAACCCUAGAAACAAGGAUUGCCAACGGGAACAAUUACAACCGGUGCAACAAUGUCAAAAGCAUCGACCAACGAAGGAGGAGAUUAAUUCGUUGGUGGGUUCAGUGGGAUCAAGUCUUUCACUUGUGUCCAACUCGUCGCCGACAAUGAUGGUGGGAACUUCGGUUUCGGAUCCGACUUCGGUGGCUGGCGGCAAUCCAUCGUCGCCUUCUUUGUGGGCUGCGACAAAUGACGAUGAGUACCCUCCACCCAGUAUAUGGGACUACGGAGAUCCGUCAUUUGAUUUUUGA
Messenger RNA from Lactuca virosa, 1029 nucleotides. The record is from the annotation of a GenBank genome assembly. Lineage: Eukaryota; Viridiplantae; Streptophyta; Magnoliopsida; Asterales; Asteraceae.